AUAUCUUUGCAAGGGGAUGGGCUCUUUCUUCGGCUGUUUCCAUGUCAGAGAUGAUCUUCGCCCUCAGAUUAAUCUCGUUUCUCAUCCGAUCACUGCAAUCGCCAAGGAACCUGUCGAUUCUUUGUCUAGCAAUGGCUUGUGGUCUGUAUUAGUUCCGGCAGCGGAAGAUAGCCAUCACUCACAAUGCAGGGAACGGAAACAUGGUGUUGUAGGGUCUCCACUUCCAGAUAACGAGCUUAGGGACGAGGCGAAAUUUCUCAAAGCUUGUGGAACUUUACCCCAGACUCCAGCUGAAAUCCGGAACACUGAGAAAUUAAAAGAUUCUCGACCCUGUAAUGGAGAUGCAGAAUUUACAUUCCGUUCAUGGCUUCCCAACACAAACUACACAUCUUUUGAAAAGUUAUUAGAGAAGCAACCUGAUCAGUUGCAUUCUCCAACCAAACUUUUUGAAGAAUGGGAGAAUGGAUCAGAUUCUUCAUCACAUUCACCAAACAGCCAUAUAACAGGGAAAUAUACAGAUAGUCUCUGUACUAGCUCUUCUGAAGUCUGUGGGGUUGGACAUGCUGUUAAAGACACUCAGGCACUGAAUUCCUCAACCUCAUGCACACCGAUGGUUCCAAGCAUGCAGUGGAAAAACAAAUMUGUUYGCUUUGAAGGCCAAAAUGAUGCAURUUCAAUUUCAUCAAGAAGCUCUUCACCUAAAAUUACUAACCAGAACUUGAAGCCAUCAGGAUCACCAUUUGAUCACAGUGUUUCGAAGCCUUCGCCUUACCCAACCCCUCUCAAAUUAACCGAUAAUAUGCAAACACCUGGCACUGUCUUCCCUUCAUAUGUAUAUAACAAAGAAACUGGGAAGAACCCGAGGAUCAAAUUACAGUAUGUGUACUCAGGGGUAAACCCUGAGAAUUUCUCUCAGUUUAAGGCACCAAUAGAAUCAUUGUUUAGUUCCACUGAAUGCUCUGCUCUAGUGGAAGAAUCUGUUGAGCAGUCUGACGAAGAAACCCCCCAAUCACAAGUGAAGUUAGAAGCAAAUGCAAGUGAAAAGGAGGUAAAUGGGGAUGCUACUUUGUCGUCAUGGUUACCACCAAAGUCAAGCUACGAAGGCUGCAAGGAUCAGAGUUUGGUUCCCAUUUCUCAGGAUCUCCCUGACUUUGGUAGAACUCCUGGGGAGAGGCCUAUACUGGGGAUGGCUGCAGCUCACUGGAAUGCUGAGGGCACUCCUGUCUUACCCAAGUGGUGGGAUGGUAAUGGCAUCCCUAAUACAACUACCAAGUACAAAGAGGAUCAGAAGGUUAGUUGGCAUGCCACACCAUUCGAGGAAAGAUUAGAAAAGGCGUUAUCUGAGGAUAAGUUCGUGAAUGAGAGGAAGCAAGUUGUGGAGACAUUGCCUAUUGAAUUUUGAUGAGAAAGGACAAGAGAAAGAAUGCUGGAUUUGAGAUCCAUUCUUGGAGGUAUUUCUAGUCUUACGAACAUCAUCAUGCUUCUCAAAAAGAAUAAACGUGUCUCA
This is a messenger RNA of Cynara cardunculus var. scolymus (artichoke), 1507 nucleotides long. RefSeq names its product protein JASON-like. The record is from RefSeq and is a predicted model, not a curated record. The transcript is spliced from 7 exons. Bases 17 to 1402 code for a protein of 461 amino acids. Gene Ontology annotation, biological process: male meiosis II. Lineage: Eukaryota; Viridiplantae; Streptophyta; Magnoliopsida; Asterales; Asteraceae.